AUGUCAGGAAUCAUAACUGCUCUGACGAAAGUUUCAGCCGCACAGCCCCAAAUUACGCUAAGCACGAUUGACUGACUUGGUUUCAAGCCGGACUUCGAUCUCAACAGACAGCUUUUGGUCAACCUCUGCUCGUAUUGUCAUCAUGUCCCCUGUUACUGCCUGUCUGCUGGCCCUGCUGACGGUGGGGUUCCUUGUGGUCAAGCAAGACGCCUCGGUGCUCCAAGAGGUAGAAGCUGACGCCUUGGCGGUGGAAGAAGCCGAACGUGGCACGAGUGUGUCAGACAAGAUAACGCAGUUGACCCAGGGAAUGGAGACGUGUGUAGACAACGAAGACAUGAACUGUUUGUUGGCGUAUUUAGACGAUAAUGUCCGAGUGAUGCGGGAGCAUCACCCAGUUCAGAUUGGAAAAACUGAGGCCCGAAAACACAUGAAGUGGAUAGAGCAUGAUUUCGACGCGACCUUGGAAAUAAAGGAGAUCACACCUAGUACAGACGGAUCCAUCGUUGUGGAGCGGCUUAAAAUUACCAUGAAAUUCCCCAACGGAACUUCUAUCUUUAACGGGAAGGGAGUGUUUGUUUGGAAGAAAGUCAACAACGACUACAAGGUCUACAUCGACAUAUUCAAUGACAACUAACACGCGUACGCUGUAAAUGAUGGCUCUAAACAUGACGGCACGGAAAGACACGGAUUGAACAAAAAUUUAAAUUACCGGAUAUUUAUGAAUUACUAAAUUUGAACACUGAAGGUGUAUUAAUACAAUCAAGUAACACUGUCGAAAUUCGAAUAAGGGGUGAUGGGUCAAACAUAUUAAAGGUAAACCGUAAAGGAAUAAAUGUUGUAAUAGUCUAUUUGAACUUGAAGAGACCAAGCCAUUAAGCCCCGCCCACUGCGCACGUGGGUGACAACUACUGCUGAUCUCCAUUACUAAUGAUGAUCAAUGGUGACAACACGUGCGCCUCUACAAUGCGGCAGCUGGUUCGUAUUUGACUGCGUUGUACACGCGCGCGCACGCGCGCACGCGCGCACCACUGAUUAUUAGCGCCCAUUGGCUCGCAGAGGUUCCAACGCUACUCCUUGUGCAGUGGGCGUGGUUUAAAGGCCCAUGGCUCUGCUUAUUGUUAGCGAAAAAGGCCUGCUUACUGAGCGGAAUUUCAUGAUUACGAAAGCAUAUUUAGGCCAUCAGCCUGGGGGUUUGGCCGGUAUCAAAUCAGGGCAUAAAUGAUUAUAGUGCGCAUGA
Messenger RNA from Patiria miniata (bat star), 1237 nucleotides. RefSeq lists its product as uncharacterized. The record is from RefSeq and is a predicted model, not a curated record. Lineage: Eukaryota; Metazoa; Echinodermata; Asteroidea; Valvatida; Asterinidae. Bases 143 to 634 code for a protein of 163 amino acids. The transcript is spliced from 4 exons.